AUGGCCUCGAAUGGCUGUGCCACCUACGUUUUCGUGGAAAUGAAACUCAAGGGGAAGCAGGCGUCCGUCUCUCGUGGUAACCAGAUUUCACAUGCCUUGAAGAAUCACCAUCGCGCGGCGCGAAGAGAACGCACAAAAUUGUAUCUGGCAGCGCGCCAGAGCCUUCUAGCCAGGAAUGCCCAUGGCAAGCGCUAUCAGGCUUUGUCAGAUUCCAGCUCAUCACCAGAGGAGUCGAGCUCAUCAGAACGAAAUAGCCCUGAGCAGAAAGAGCGGCAGGUCUCGGAAGUCGAGAUUUUGAACCCCAAAGCCCUGGGCAUGGUGCUUGGGCAAGGACGACUUGAUCCAUUCAACAUAUAUCCGCACGAUAAAAUCUCGCUGUACGUGCACGAGAUUCUAGAUCACGCUAUCAAUCACACCUGGCCUGGUGUGUGUCCCUUCGGAUACGCUGCGUCGCAUCCCGUCAGGCGAGCCUGGUUAGGCUGUGCUAUGGACUCUCCUGUCGCUUUCUACUCUUUCAUCUUUGCAGCUGGUCUGCACCAUGCUUAUUUGCAUGGCUGGAGCAGGAUAUCAAAAACCGCAUACAAUCUGUUAUUCUCGUACAAGACGAAAGCAAUAAGCCUAGUCAACGCGGCAUUGCAGAAGGUAGAUGUCGAAAUCUCGGACGCGCUUCUGGUGUCUAUUCUCAUCCUCGCGGCACAUGGCCCAGCUGCGACUAGCUGCGACAAGGAGUCACCAGAAUAUCCGGUGUCUCCGCUCGCUAAUGCACAGGACUUGGACUUUUAUGGCAGCCUGAGAUUCGAUGAGUUGCACAUGGGCGCACUCCGCAUUCUGGUGGCGCGUCGAGGAGGGUUGAAAAACAUUCAACUGUACGGCAUCGCUGACAUGAUUGCACUUGGCGAAGUCUAUGGUGCAAGUUCGACCCUGACCAAACCAGAAUUCCGGAAAUGGUUCGCAUGUCCAACCCCGCUCUUACUGCUACCGGAUUACCAGUUUUCGUCCCGCGAAAUCUUUCCUUCAUUGCGAAAUCGAAUAGUGUUCAAGCAAUUGCUGUCCAUAUUGUGCGCCAUGUCUACAAUUUGUAAAGCCCUCACACAUCUUCGUCAGGGAGGAACCAAUCCGGCAUUUUUCACCAACAUCAUACGAACCAGAAACAGGGUCCAGCAUCGUCUGCUCUCGCUGCCUCAUCAAGAAUCCAGUUCAAUUCUGGACCAUGGUAUCUAUGAAACCUGCCGCCUUGCCGCAAUGAUAUUCAGCGACAUGGUCAUCUUCCCGCUUCCCCCCGCAACAGAGAUCAGACCACGGCUAGCGGGGAUGCUGCGGAGGACCCUCGAGAGCUUGCCGGUACACCUGGAGAGGGCGAGUCACACAGAGAUCUUGCUGUGGGCCGUCAUGUUGGGAGCCAUUGCAGCUGCCAAAACCGAGAGGCAUCGGACUUGGUACCACUUGGCUGUCAAGCAGUAUGCCGUCCUGCUCGGUGCGGGCCGAUGGACCGAAAUGCAAACGGUCCUGAAGAGACACCUGUGGAUGGAAGAGUUCUGCGACCCACCAGCGAAAGCGGUCUGGCAAGAAGCAAUUGGGCUUGAUUCCCCUGUGCACGCAGCAUAG
This is a messenger RNA of Cladophialophora psammophila CBS 110553, 1605 nucleotides long. RefSeq lists its product as uncharacterized. Lineage: Eukaryota; Fungi; Ascomycota; Eurotiomycetes; Chaetothyriales; Herpotrichiellaceae. The coding region runs from base 1 to 1605 and encodes 534 amino acids. The record is from RefSeq and is a predicted model, not a curated record. The transcript is spliced from 3 exons.